AGCCUCGCGUGAUGGCCAGGCCAACGGCACCCCGGUCACGCCAGUACGUCAUCAGGAUGCGCCGGAGAGCGGAAGUGACGCGUUUGUCCCGCGCUGGCUGGCGCUGCAGCCUCUCUCCUUAGUCUCCGGCGGCGGGCGUUUGUUCUGACUCAAAUGGGUGAUGAAAAGGACUCUUGGAAAGUGAAAACUUUAGAUGAAAUUCUUCAGGAAAAAAAACGAAGGAAGGAGCAAGAAGAGAAGGCAGAGAUAAAACGCAUUAAAAAUUCUGAUGAUCGGGAUUCAAAGCGGGAUUCCCUUGAAGAGGGGGAGCUGAGAGAUCACCGUAUGGAGAUAACAAUCAGGAAUUCACCUUACAGGAGAGAAGAUUCUAUGGAAGAUAGAGGAGAGGAGGAUGAUUCCUUGGCUAUCAAACCACCACAGCAAAUGUCACGGAAGGAAAAAGCACAUCACAGGAAAGAUGAGAAGAGGAAAGAAAAACGUAGACAUCGUAGUCAUUCAGCAGAAGGAGGGAAGCAUGCCAGGGUAAAAGAGAAGGAACGUGAGCAUGAACGUAGGAAAAGACAUCGAGAAGAGCAGGAUAAGGCUCGACGUGAAUGGGAAAGGCAGAAGAGGAGGGAAAUGGCUAGGGAGCAUUCCAGGAGGGAGAGGGAUCGUCUAGAGCAGCUUGAGCGAAAACGAGAACGGGAGAGAAAAAUGCGAGAGCAACAAAAAGAGCAAAGGGAACUAAAAGAACGGGAAAGGCGAGCUGAAGAAAGGCGCAAGGAACGGGAGGCCAGACGAGAAGUUUCUGCACAUCAUAGAACAGUGAGGGAAGAUUAUGGAGACAAAGUAAAAAUAAGAACCUGGAGUCGCAGCCCAUUACGACAGCAAAGAGAGAAGCUUGAGCAAGGAGAUGGCAGGAAGCCAGUAAAAGAGGAGAAAACAGAAGAAAGAGACCUGCUUUCAGAUUUGCAAGACAUCAGUGACAGUGAGAGAAAAACUAGCUCAGCAGAGUCUUCGUCAGGAGAAUCUGGAUCUGGUUCAGAGGAAGAGGAGGAGGAAUCUAGCAGUGGAGAAUCAGAAGAGGAGGAGGAGGAGGAAGAGGAAGAAGAAGAGGAGGAGGAGGAAGAGGAGGAGGAGGAGGAGACAGGAAGCAAUUCUGAGGAAGUGUCUGAACAGUCAGCUGAAGAGGUGAGUGAAGAAGAAAUGAGUGAAGAAGAAGAGCGAGAGAAUGGAAAUCACAUUCCAAUUGUUACAGAGUCAAGGUUUGAUCGAGAUUCAGCAGGAAGUGAAGGAGAAGAGGAGGAAGUGGGGGAGGGGACCCCACAUUCCAAUGCAAUGACAGAAGGAGAUUAUGUUCCUGAUUCUCCAGCUUCAUCACCCAUUGAGUUGAAACAAGAGCUACCCAAGUACCUUCCUGCACUGCAGGGAUGUCGUAGCGUGGAGGAAUUUCAGUGUUUGAACAGGAUUGAAGAAGGAACAUAUGGUGUAGUGUACAGGGCAAAAGACAAAAAAACUGAUGAAAUUGUGGCUCUGAAGCGACUGAAAAUGGAAAAGGAAAAAGAAGGCUUUCCCAUUACCUCUCUAAGAGAAAUAAACACCAUUCUGAAAGCACAGCACCCAAAUAUAGUCACUGUUAGAGAAAUUGUUGUGGGCAGUAAUAUGGAUAAAAUCUAUAUCGUAAUGAAUUAUGUAGAACAUGACCUCAAGAGUCUGAUGGAAACCAUGAAACAGCCAUUUUUACCAGGUGAAGUGAAAACUUUGAUGAUUCAGUUAUUACGUGGAGUCAAGCACCUUCAUGACAACUGGAUACUUCAUCGGGACUUGAAGACCUCCAACCUGCUGCUGAGUCAUAAAGGCAUUUUAAAAGUUGGAGAUUUUGGACUGGCCCGAGAGUAUGGGUCACCUCUGAAGCCUUAUACACCUGUAGUUGUGACACUAUGGUACAGGGCACCAGAGCUGUUACUUGGCGCCAAGGAAUACUCCACUGCAAUAGACAUGUGGUCAGUAGGUUGUAUAUUUGGAGAACUGUUAACUCAGAAACCGCUGUUUCCAGGAAAAUCAGAAAUUGACCAGAUUAACAAAGUUUUUAAGGACCUGGGUACCCCCAGUGAGAAAAUCUGGCCUGGCUACAAUGAGUUGCCUGCUGUAAAGAAGAUGACAUUCACAGAGUAUCCCUAUAACAACUUGCGCAAGAGGUUUGGGGCACUCCUUUCUGAUCCAGGUUUUGAUCUCAUGAACAAGUUCUUGACAUACUAUCCAGGCAGACGAAUCACUGCUGAAGAUGGUUUGAAGCAUGAGUAUUUCCGAGAGACUCCCCUUCCUAUUGACCCAUCCAUGUUUCCAACCUGGCCAGCAAAAAGUGAACAACAAAGAGUUAAGCGCGGCACAAGCCCACGACCUCCAGAGGGAGGACUUGGGUAUAGUCAAUUGGGUGAUGAUGAUCUGAAAGAUACAGGUUUUCACCUGACUACCACAAAUCAAGGAGCAUCAGCAGCAGGACCUGGCUUCAGCCUCAAGUUUUAAACUUAAUAUGAGGAAGGAAAAAAGACAGAGCUUUGACUUCAACCAUGCUGUUGAUGAAUGGAUUUCAAAGCACUUCAGUUUUGUUCUUCGCAUCAGGAAGACUGUGUUUUACACAGAAAUAGCCAGAUGUCAUCUUGCUGGGUGUGGAAUAUAACUGCUGCAUUUCAUUCAGGGGACUGGAAUGAAUUAAUCCGAAAAGCCAAGGAUCAUUACAAAAAUUCAAAAAGAAAACUUGAAGUACAAUCUUGGAACUGGUUUUUUUUUUUUUUUUUUUUUUUUUUUACUUUUUUUGCUUGUAAAUUUGUAGAAUUAAAAUCCAUUUUUAAUUGUUUAACAGUGUGAAGGAUUUCAUUUUCUUCACCUGCACCAGACUUGGAUGGUGAUGGCACUAAAUCUUCUAGAGAGGAAACGUAGAGAGAUUUUUCUCUCUCCUUCAUCCCCGUUUGUGCUUAUACAAAUUGAAGCAUAUUGUCAGCACAGGUAGAAAAGAUCUUUUGUAAAGAUUAUCUGUUUGAAUUCAGUUGCUUACUUGAGCAAGAAACCCUAAAGGCAUUUCUGAGGUGUCUCUCCUAUUCUGUGCCUUGGAGAGAGCCAUGUUGUGCUGCGCUUAAUACUUACUGACCUUUUUCGAGAGCACUGAUGGCCCCAAGUGGUUUCUGAUGGAUUGACCACUUCACUGUUUGACCUACUGUAUGUAUAGAUUCACAGUGUCUGUGGUGCAGAACAAGAACUGCAAUAUUGUUUUAUAAAUCCAAAAAUAUUUAAAUCUUUAUUUUCUUCUAUAGGUUGUCUUGUUAAUGUCUCCCCUUUUUCCCCCAAAAGAAAAGGUAGGUGUACUGAAUUUACAGUGCUACCUUCCAUAGGAAUUGUCCUGGAAUGUUGUACUCUUACGCGUUUCUAAUUUAUAACUGAACCGUCCUUUUCAGUGGAGCAGUGAGAAAGGAAUACUAUAAAAAAUUGGACAUUCAUGCAAUUAGAAUUAGGCUCCAAUCCAGUAAAGUGCUUAAUUUGAAUUAUCGGAGUAGUCCCAUUGAUUUCAGUGCAACUAUUCAUGUGCUUAAAGUUAAGCAUUUUAAGUGCUUUGCUCGAUCAGAGCCUUAGCAACAGGAUUUUUUUUUAUACGGAGAGAGAUUAAAAGUAAAAUAUUCUUGGAGGAAAAUAGAAGUGUGUAAAUGGUAUAAAAUAUUUUCUCUUAAGCUUAAUUUUCUAAUUUGCAUUGAAUGGGGGAGGGGAGGGAGAUUUUUAGUCUUGUUACCUGUCUGCUUCUGAACUGCGCUGGAUUUUGGCGAGAUCGCACCGUAUUGGGGGUAUGUGGCAGUUGUUAAUGUAUGGAAAAGCAGGCUCUGUACAACAUCUCUCAGGCUGCAGAGCAGGAGAACAUUUGGCAGUGACCUGCACAAUAGCUGAUAAAGGAUUAAAAAUGUGACUUUAGAUUGUGUGUCAAGCUCCCCUGUAAACUUUGCGCAUCAUAACUUUUGUAUUGUUCCCUUGGCAAGAGCAGCAACAGCCACUCAUGGAAAAAUCGGAUUCCCAGUAACGCAGGAUUAUUUAGAGACGUCAAAGAUUUUUUUUUUUUUUUGUAAAACAACCUUAAAGCUGGAUUAAGAUGGGAAUUUGGUCUGGUUUUGAAAAGUGUGUGAUUCCAGAUGUUCCAGGGGAGGGGAAUAUUGCUACUUGACUCUGUGGAACGGCUUUCCAAAUGGUCUGCCUCGGCUUCAUGUAACAAAGAAAACACGUACUCUUUUAAUUCAAAUGUCUGUUUUUCCAUAUGGAGUGCUUACUGGGUAUGAUCCUAGUUUGACUUGUCCAUACAAAAAAGAUGAAUUUUAUUUAAUAUUCCUGUACACUCAAAGUAGGUAAAUCAAUUUUUUAUGAUAAAAGUGAGUCCUAAGUUUGUUUAUUCGUACUAAAUACAUUUGUAAAAAGAAAAAAAAUGAUUAAAAUAAUAGUGAAAUGCUAAUCAUGUUUCCCCAGCAGUGACUGAUAUUUUCAUUUU
This is a messenger RNA of Trachemys scripta elegans, 4501 nucleotides long. RefSeq names its product cyclin-dependent kinase 11B. The transcript is spliced from 20 exons. Gene Ontology annotation, cellular component: nucleus. Gene Ontology annotation, biological process: regulation of mitotic cell cycle; protein phosphorylation. The record is from RefSeq and is a predicted model, not a curated record. NCBI's taxonomy places the organism in Eukaryota, Metazoa, Chordata, Testudines, Emydidae. Bases 154 to 2505 code for a protein of 783 amino acids. Gene Ontology annotation, molecular function: ATP binding; cyclin-dependent protein serine/threonine kinase activity.